GUCCCUGGCUCGGGGGCGGAGGAGUAGGCGGGGCCUGAGCGCGCCUGCGCAGUCCACUCUACCCGGCGGUGGCGGCGGCGGAGACGCGUUAGAGGAAAGAUGGAAGACUUCCAGGCUUCUGAGGAGACUGCAUUUGUUGUUGAUGAAGUGAGCAACAUUGUAAAGGAGGCUAUAGAAAGUGCCAUCGGGGGCAAUGCCUACCAGCACAGCAAAGUCAACCAGUGGACCACAAACGUCGUGGAGCAGACUUUGAGCCACCUCACCAAGCUGGGGAAACCAUUUAAAUACAUUGUGACCUGUGUGAUCAUGCAGAAGAACGGAGCUGGGUUACACACCGCCAGUUCCUGCUUCUGGGACAGCACUACGGACGGGAGCUGCACGGUGCGAUGGGAGAACAAGACCAUGUACUGUAUCGUCAGUGCCUUCGGCCUGUCCAUCUGACCUGCUCGGCAGCCUGCAGCCGCCUGUGCGUCCGCAUUUCUGUUUCACCUUAACCACCAGCUAGGAAUAGGGCGAACACCUUCCUCCUCUCUAAAGUGUGUUUUGUGGCACUCUGGAAACGUAGAGAAAUAAACCAAAUGACUCCACGGUCCUAGGGACCGCACGAUGUCAGGCAGAUGAGCAGCCACCGGUCACCUGAGGCUGGCAGUACCACUUGUCUUAACUAUCUCUUUUCAAAGGUGCUAAAAACCCAAGUCUGCUAGGAGGAAACUUUCUCUACUUUCUGAAACGAUUCAGAUACACUAAUUUUCCAUACUUUAUACUUUUGUUAGAAUAAUAAAUUAUUCAAAAUUAAA
This is a messenger RNA of Peromyscus eremicus (cactus mouse), 797 nucleotides long. It is a transcript of the gene Dynlt1, whose product is annotated as dynein light chain Tctex-type 1. The coding region runs from base 100 to 441 and encodes 113 amino acids. The record is from RefSeq and is a predicted model, not a curated record. Gene Ontology annotation, cellular component: cytoplasmic dynein complex; cytoplasm. Lineage: Eukaryota; Metazoa; Chordata; Mammalia; Rodentia; Cricetidae. Gene Ontology annotation, molecular function: dynein intermediate chain binding. The transcript has 5 exons. Gene Ontology annotation, biological process: microtubule-based movement.